UUUCGAGGUUCGCUUCUUCAAUUCGUGUGUGAAAUUUGCUGGUCAAAGGUUCGAUUUGAAGAAGGUCGUCAAUAUGGGUUACGGCGGCUUUCUUACUCUCCUCAAUGGCUCUCCGAAGGACUGGGUCGUGAGCGGCCAGCACUCUUACCAGAUGGACAAGUGGGAAUGGUCAACGGUCAAGGCCGGGACUGCUGCGCAGGUAUACGUUGAGUGGGGUCAGAAAGGCAACCAGAAGGACGAUGGCGGCGAGGCCUACUACACCAUUGACGGCACUUCAGACACGUUCCAGGUCAUCGGAAAGAAACCGGACGACUUCCACAUCACCAUUAAUCUUGAUAACAUGGCGACCAAGCAGAGCCCGAAAGGGUCGAGCAUCGAUUUGGGUUUCCGCCAUGACCAUGCUGUGGACUUCAUUGUCAGCACCGACGAGCUUGGUGAUUGGUGGUCAAACGCUGGAGAUCUCACCGACUGGAUGCAACAGAGCCUUGGAACCUUGGGGAAUAGGACGCUGAAGCAGAUCUGCAUGCCGGGUUCGCACGAUGCUGGCAUGAGCUCGUUCGAUGCAGGCACCAUCGGCGCACACUGGACCAACAGCCAGACGCAGCUCCUCAACUUUUACGACCAGCUCGUGGCUGGAUCACGAUACUUUGAUCUGCGACCUGUGAUAUCCGGCGGAGAGUUCAAAGCCGGGCACUACUCCGAGAUCGAGGACAUCUGGCUGGGUGGCAACGGAGAAAAGCUCUCGGACAUUAUCAACCAGGUCAACGACUUCACGGCAAAAUACAAGGAACUCGUCAUCAUCAACUUGAGCCACACGCUUGACACAGAUAAUGACUACAAAGACCUCUCUCAAGAUCAAUGGAAUCAGCUUUUUGAUAAGCUUAAGGCAGUCAAUAACCGCUUCACCGCCGACAAUCCCGGAAGUCACGAUUUCAGCGGCGACACUCUGGGCAGCUUCAUCACCGACCGCGCCUCAGUGUUCAUCUUCGCGCAGCUGCCCAGUGGUAUCUCGCUCGGCGACUACGCCAACCAAGGCUUCUUCAACCAGGAUAACUUCCCCAUCUACGACUCGUACGCGAACUCCAACGACGCCGAGGCCAUGAAGAAAGACCAGCUCGACAAGCUCAAGGCUGAGCGCAAUCUAGUCGCCGAUGACGCUACGCGCAAAGACAAGUUCCACAUCUUCUCGUGGACACUCACGCAGCAGGCCGAGGACGUGCUCAACUUUGACAAGGCGAUUAUGAACCUUGCGGCCUCGGUUUACGACCCGCUGUUUGUCGAUGCGUUCAAUGCGUUUACGCCCGAGAGCUUUCCUAAUGUGCUGUAUGUUGAUGCGGUGGGCGUGCGCGACAAGCCGGCCGUCUUCCCGUAUGACAAGCCGGCGGAUGUGGGCAGGAAUUACGACAUCAUCAGCCUGGCGAUAGCGAUCAACAACGCGCGGGCUGGGAAGAACGUUUACAUCACUGGUUAGAGGUCGACAUCGGUGGAGGAGAAGUGUGAGUGCUGUCAUGGGUUUUCUUCGGAAGCACAAAGUUUUCAAACUUCUGGAAGAGCACGGGAGUUGAGACG
Paraphaeosphaeria sporulosa is the source of this 1569-nucleotide messenger RNA. RefSeq names its product PLC-like phosphodiesterase. The record is from RefSeq and is a predicted model, not a curated record. Lineage: Eukaryota; Fungi; Ascomycota; Dothideomycetes; Pleosporales; Didymosphaeriaceae. The transcript has 2 exons. Gene Ontology annotation, biological process: lipid metabolic process. Gene Ontology annotation, molecular function: phosphoric diester hydrolase activity. Bases 74 to 1471 code for a protein of 465 amino acids.